Diachasma alloeum is the source of this 4443-nucleotide messenger RNA. RefSeq names its product clustered mitochondria protein homolog (gene clu). Gene Ontology annotation, cellular component: cytoplasm. Gene Ontology annotation, biological process: intracellular distribution of mitochondria. Gene Ontology annotation, molecular function: mRNA binding; protein binding. The coding region runs from base 226 to 4203 and encodes 1325 amino acids. The record is from RefSeq and is a predicted model, not a curated record. The transcript has 5 exons. NCBI's taxonomy places the organism in Eukaryota, Metazoa, Arthropoda, Insecta, Hymenoptera, Braconidae.
UGCGGGAAUAAAGUGCGGCACUUGGAGGGCUCUGGCCGUCCUCACGAACCUCCAAUUACUCCGAUAAUUCCGAUAAAAAAAUCCAAUUCCCCCCAAUUUGAUUAUCAAAUUGUAAAAUCCCCCUGCAAUAAUAGAGUCAGUGAGUGCAAGUUGAACCGAGUUUUGUCAAUAAGACACUGUGAUAAAUCCCCCUAUUCAAACGUUUAAAUUCACACGAUUGGGGACAUGGCUCUUGGGUCACAAGUCGAGGCGAACGGCGAGGAUGGUGCUGUGAAAAUUCCGAUGGUCAAUGGAAAAAAAGAAGGAUCAGAUGAUGCACAUAAGGACGAGGGCUCCGGCACAGCCUCAACGGAGGUCCUGGAGAAAGGGGAGGUAGAGGCGACGAAAGAGUGUGAGAAAGAGAAGAGCGAAAAAGAGAAGGACAACGAUGAAAAAGAGAAGGAUGGAAACGAUCAGGAGGUUGUCUUCAUUCAGGACAUGGGUUUCACAGUGAAAAUAGUGAGUCCCGGUGCUGAGCCCUUCGACAUUCAGGUGUCCUCCAUGGAGCUCGUCCAGGAGAUUCACCAACUGCUCAUGGAUAGAGAGGACACGUGUCACAGAACGUGUUUCUCACUUCAACUGGACGGUAACACCCUGGACAAUUUUGCAGAGUUGAAGAACAUCGAGGGCCUGAAGGAGGGCUCGAUAAUCAAGGUAGUGGAGGAGCCCUACACGAUGAGGGAGGCGAGGAUUCACGUGAGACAUGUCAGGGAUCUCCUGAAGAGUGUCGAUCCGGCUGAUGCCUACAACGGGGUUGAGUGCAGCAGUUUGAGUUUUUUGAAUGUCGUUACCAAUGGGGACAUUCUGGAGAAGAAGAAGACGAGGGCUGAUGCUGUUGACUGCACACCACCUGAUUAUAUUAUUCCGGGGGGCAAGGAGAGGCCUCUUUUGCCACUCCAGCCACAGGCCAAGGAACAGAAGUGUCCUCCUUGUCUUAAGGUAUUAACAACCUCAGGCUGGAAUCCGCCUCCAGGCCACCGCAAGCUCCACGGCGAUCUCAUGUACCUCCAAGUGAUAACUCUCGAGGACAAGCAGUACUACCUGACCGCCUGUGCCCGAGGCUUCUUCGUCAAUCAAUCGACCAAAGAGACCUUCAAUCCGAAGCCAGCCACCCCCUCCCAUCUCUGUCACAGUCUCAUCGAGCUCCUGAAUCAGCUAUCCCCCGCCUUCAAGCGAGGCUUCACAGCGAUGCAGCGUCGCAGGACUCAGCGUCAUCCCUUCGAGAGGGUCGCAACACCCUAUCAACUCUACGCCUGGUCUGCACCCCAGACUGAGCACACCAUCGACGCCAUCAGGGCUGAGGACACUUUCUCAGCUAAAUUGGGGUACGAGGAGCAUAUCCCGGGGCAGACGAGGGAUUGGAACGAAGAGCUGCAGACGACUAGGGAAUUACCCAGGAAAAAUCUGCCAGAGCGACUGCUGAGGGAGAGGGCCAUCUUCAAGGUUCACUCUGACUUUGUUGCUGCUGCCACUCGAGGGGCUGUUGCUGUCAUCGAUGGAAACGUCAUGGCCAUUAAUCCAGGGGAGGAGGCCAAGAUGCAGAUGUUUAUCUGGAACAAUAUCUUCUUCUCUUUAGGUUUUGACGUUCGUGAUCACUACAAAGAGCUCGGUGGUGACGCAGCAGCCUUCGUAGCACCUCGCAACGACCUUCAAGGGGUCAGAGUCUACGCAGCAGUCGACCUGCCUGGUCUCUACACCCUGGGAACAGUUGUAAUUGACUACAGGGGCUACAGAGUCACAGCCCAGUCCAUAAUCCCAGGAAUCCUCGAGCGAGAGCAGGAGCAAUCUGUCGUCUACGGCUCGAUAGACUUUGGAAAGACAGUCCUGACUCAUCCGAAGUACCUGGAGUUGCUCAACAAAGCUGGACAGCAGCUGAAAAUCCUCCCUCACAAGGUCAUCAACGAUGCAAACGAGGAGAUUGAACUCUGCUCCAGUGUGGAAUGCAAGGGGAUCAUCGGGAACGACAGCAGACACUAUGUUUUGGAUCUACUGAGGACCUUCCCACCUGAUGUCAACUUCCUGAAGCUUGAGGGUGUUGAGUUGAGCAAGGAGGCACGAGCCCUGGGCUUCCCGGUUGAACAUAAACAUCGAUUGGCUUGUCUAAGACAGGAGCUCAUCGACUCCUUCGUGGAGGCCCGCUACGUCCAAUUCAUAAAGCACGCAGCAGUGCACCUGCAGCAUUUAACGACCUCCAAGCUCUCGCAGAAGCCGAAGGACUCCACAGACCCGCCGAAGCCCUCCCCAGACGCGAAGCCCCCGCAGGACGCCAAGCCCCUCCCAAUCGACUCAAACAAGGAGACCACCACCUCGAUCGAGGCGGACGAGGCCAAGAAGAUCGUCGAGAGCAUAACCGACUCCAUCACCGGAGGUGAGAAGCAGGAGCUCGAGGAAUCUACCAAAGAGAUAGUGAAGCGUGCAGCAGCGGCGGUGGGCUCCCUCCGAGAGGCUGAAUUCGACGUCAAGUUCAACCCCGACGUCUUCUCCCCAGGGGUGAAGCACCCCGACCAAUCCGGGGACGCCCUGAAGAAGCAGAGACAGCUGGUGAUCGACGCCGCCGACUUUCUGCUGACAGUCCAGCUGCCGACGUUCAUCCGAGAGUGCCUGGACCACACAGCAGCAGCGAUGGACGGCACAACCCUCGUAGAAGCCCUCCACGGUCGUGGCAUCAACGUCAGAUACCUGGGUAAACUCGCCGCAAUGUUGGCAGCAGUUCCCCAACUCAAAUACCUCCACAAGAUCGCAGUCUCCGAGCUGAUUCUGCGCUCCUCCAAGCACAUCUUCACGUCGUACAUGCAGGGAACCGAGCUGAUGUCCCUGUCAGCCUCGAUCUCCCACUUCCUGAACUGCCUCCUCUCCUCCUCGCAGUUCGUCCACCCCCAGCUGAACCUGGAGGAGCUGCAAAGCAAGACAGCAAAGCGCAGGAACAAGCGCAAGGGCAGGGCCAACGGUCCCCAGCAGUCGGAGGUCGAGUGGGCGUCGCUGACACCCAAGUCCCUCUGGCAGCAAAUCAAGACGGAUCUCAAGUCUUACUACGACUGGGAGACCCCAUUCCCCGAGUCCUUCGACGCCACCAUCGACCACUUUGACCUCCAGAAGAUCUCGCUGCUGAGGAAUUUCUGCGUGAAGACUGGCAUUCAGAUUCUCCUGAGAGAGUACAACUUCGAGAACAAGAACAGGGCGACCUUCUUCGAGGAGGACAUCCUCAACAUAUUCCCAGUGGUCAAGCAUAUCAACCCCCGGGCGUCUGAUGCCUACAACUUUUAUACGACAGGACAGAGCAAGAUACAGCAGGGCUAUCUCAAGGAUGGCUACGAGCUCAUAAGUGAGGCUCUCAAUCUCCUGAAUAAUGUUUACGGGGCGAUGCACCCCGAGAUCGCUCAGUGUCUCAGAAUGCUUGCGAGACUCAACUACAUCAUGGGAGACCACGGGGAGGCCCUCGCCACCCAGCAGAAGGCUGUCCUCAUGAGCGAGAGGGUCAAUGGAAUCGAUCAUCCCUACACGAUCACUGAGUACAUCCACCUGGCGCUCUACUCGUUCGCCAAUGGCCAGGUCUCGGUGUCUCUGAGACUGCUCUAUCGAGCCCGAUAUCUGGCUCUCCUUGUCUGCGGUGAGGACCACCCAGAGGUCGCCCUCAUCGACAGCAACAUCUCUCUGAUCCUUCACGCUGUUGGAGAGUACGAGCUGUCUCUCAGAUUUCUCGAGCACGCACUGUCUCUUAAUCUCAGAUAUCAUGGCCCUCGGUCUCUCAAGGUCGCUGUCUCGUACCAUCUGGUGGCGAGAACGCAAAGCUGCAUGGGAGACUUCAGAGCUGCCCUCAAUAAUGAGAAGGAGACGUAUGCCAUUUACAAACAACAGCUCGGGGAGGAGCACGAGAAGACCAGGGAGAGCUCUGAUUGUCUCAGACACUUGACACAACAGGCUGUUGUUCUGCAGAAGAAGAUGAAUGAGAUUUACACUGGCAAGAGUGGAGUCUCACUUCCACCCAUUCAGAUACAGCCACCGUCUAUGGGAAGCGUUCUUGACAUGCUCAAUGUCAUCAAUGGAAUUCUCUUUGUGCAGAUCAGCCAGCAGGAUAUUGAGAAUCUCAAGGCUGAGAUUGAGAAGAGGCAGAAGGAACAGGGGGAGGGGAAGGAGAGGGAGAAGAUCGAGGAGAUUGAGAGCUGAGUUUGAUCGGGGGGAGAGUGAGAGGCAGAUUUCGAGGGGUUCUAAAUCACUCAGUGAACGGAUUCAGCCCCAAGCGAUGGGAUUCACCCAGGAAUCAGGGAUUUUUGGGGAAAUUAAAAAAUUAUGGUUUGGUUUAAAGGGUGCCACGUUUCGAUAAAUAUACGCGCAAGAAAAAAUUUAAAGGAGCUCUGUACUUUUGGAUAUUUUCAGUUUUUUAAUUUUUCAACUAAAUUGCAUGGA